UUUACCUUCACCGGUCUCUCUCGGGCCAACCGGCGGCGCUCGUCUCCCUCGCCGCCGUAAGCACGGUGGCGAAGCCGAACCCAAGCGAGGUGGCCAAGUAGUCGGUGAGAUGCUGCUAGUAGAGCUGCUCCGCUGCCAGAUCCAGGAGUGGUACCCGGCAUUCCGCCGCCACACCGUCCCCACCGUCACCAUCCCCCUCCCCGCCGCCUUCCUCCGCUACCUCGCCGGCCAGCCCGCCCACCCCGUCCCCGACGCCCCUCACCAGGACGCGGAAGGGCCUCCCCCAUUCCUCCUCCCGUCGCUCGCCUCCGGCCGCACCCCCUUCCCGCCGCUCCACCUCCCGGACCCCGUCGAUCACGACGACAGCUCCGACCUCUUCUCCGUCUGCGACGACGACGACGACGACGAGAGCCCGCCCCUCCCCGCCUUCCCCGAGCUGGAGGCCGCGGUCGACGCGGCCAUCGCCGAGCUCGGCGGCGCCGCGCUCCCCAAGCUCAACUGGAGCGCGCCCAAGGACGCCGCCUUCAUGUCCGCCGACGGCACCGUCCGCUGCACCUGCUUCGCCGAGGUCGCCAUGCUGCUCCGCUCCUCGGACUGCGUCGCGCACGACCUCUCCUCCGCGCGCCCGUCCUGCCAGGACUUCGUGUGCGCCAGGGAAGGUGUUCGACGGAAUGCCGGACAGGGCAGUGGUGCCAACCAGGCGGGUGCUCCAUCGAAUGGCGGAGGGAGCACCAGUGGUGCUGGUUCUCUGAGUGAUCCUCCCACUGAGGAUCGCAAUGAGGGAGGCAGGCAAGCUGCUGCCGACAGUGAUGCUUCGGAAGACGAUGUUGGACAAGAAAGCGGCGAUGAUAGUUGGGUGGACGAUGGGUUCCAGUACUACCUCGCCCUCCGCAAGUGGUACCCGGGCCUGCGCCCCGAGGCAGAGUUCCGAUGCUUCGUGCGGGGACGGAAGCUGGUCGGCGUGUCGCAGAGGGACACAUCUGCUUACUACCCAUCGUUGCCUGGGUGGAGUUCUGAGGUGCAGCCGAAGAUCGAGGAGUUCUUCGAAGAAGUUGUUGAGUCGCAGUUUGCUUCUCAGAAUUACACAUUUGAUGUGUAUGUCAGAGCAGAUGGCCGGGUGAAGCUGAUUGAUUUCAAUCCUUGGGGUGGCUAUACAUUGCCGCUUAUGUUUACAUGGGAGGAGCUUGAGGAUGAGAAGAGAGGAGAGGACAAGCUGGAGUUUAGAGUGGUAAUGGAGCAAGGUGCAGUGAGGCCAGGAUUAAUGACAGCAGUGCCGUAUGAUAUGAUGGAUUGGGGAGAAGGGAGCGGCUGGGAUGUUUUUCUGAAGAAGGCUGACAAUGAACUGAAUAGACAGAUGGCCUCAUUAGCUAUGGAUUCGUAAUUGACAUCUGGAACAAAGCAGCGCUUGAGGACUCCAGUAGUUGAACAACUUCAACCGUCGCCUGUUUGUAAUGUUUCACCUGUCAAACGCUAGAAGUAACAGCCUUCUUUAGAUUGUGAUGCAAACCUCACGGCAAUCGGCCGUUUCCCCCCAUGACUUUUGCAAUGCUAGAUUGCUAGUAUGGGAGUACCGCAUGCUGCUUCAUCUCAGUUUUAUGAUAUUUACAGAAAAAUAUUUGUAGUGGAAGUAUAUGGCCCAUGGCUGAAAUUGCAAACUCUGAAACAUGAAUACACAUUCCAUAUACCUUUGCUGUU
Molecule: messenger RNA, 1695 nt
Organism: Triticum dicoccoides
Lineage: Eukaryota; Viridiplantae; Streptophyta; Magnoliopsida; Poales; Poaceae
Product: cell division cycle protein 123 homolog
Exons: 1
Coding region: 110-1381 (423 amino acids)
Cellular component (GO): cytoplasm
Source: RefSeq, a predicted model, not a curated record